Messenger RNA from Drosophila willistoni, 1221 nucleotides. RefSeq lists its product as uncharacterized. Gene Ontology annotation, cellular component: nucleus; cytoplasm. Gene Ontology annotation, biological process: protein import into nucleus. NCBI's taxonomy places the organism in Eukaryota, Metazoa, Arthropoda, Insecta, Diptera, Drosophilidae. The transcript has 3 exons. Gene Ontology annotation, molecular function: protein binding; nuclear import signal receptor activity. The coding region runs from base 1 to 1221 and encodes 406 amino acids. The record is from RefSeq and is a predicted model, not a curated record.
AUGGCAAACAUUUUUGACACUAUUAUAGAAGGACUCCUUUGCCCGGAUAAUAAUCGUAUAAAAGAUGCUACAGUUCAGUUAUAUGAGGCCUUCAAGCAACCGGACGUUCUAUGGAAUCUGUGCAAAGUCCUGACAUCCACUCGUGCUGUGGAGGUGCGUCAAAUGACAGCUGUUCUACUGGAUAAGCGUCUAUCGGAUGCUGGGGUCUGGAACGGGUUAUCCUUUGAUCAGCAGAUGGGCGUCAAGAAAUAUUUAUUGGAGGCUUUGGUAGCCAAAAAGGUGCGAGCAGUGAAGAGUGCCAUCGGCCGAGUUGUUGGCACAGUGAGUCGAUAUCAUAACGAGAAAAAGGAUCAAUGGAUUUCCGACGUUCUGAAGUAUACUUUCGAACGAUGUGUUCUGGAUCCUAAUGAGAGCGAACCGGAUUCUUAUACUUUUUCUGCCGUAGCCGAAUCGGCUACAACACACUUAGCGGAUGAGAUGCCCACUGUAUGCAAGAUGUUUGAGACCAUCAUGGUUAAUUCCGAUGCCCAGAACACUUCAGCCUCACGCACUGUGGCCAAUAUGUUUAACGGAAUGGGAUAUCUGAUUCCAUUUCUAGGGGAAUACCCAGCAGAGUAUGUUCCGAGGGCAUUUCACGAUACCGAAGCCGUGGCGAAAUUACUUCUGGAUGCGUCGGCGUGUGAGCAAAUCGAGAAGACAAUUCGACUUCAACUUAAUGGAGCCGGCUAUCCAAAGUACGAACAAUCUUACUCGUCGGCCAGCCUAUUAUGCAUGAGCACUAUCUCUGAGGGUUGCAUGGAGAUCAUAUGCAAGCAAUACUUGGAAGUAAUGUUGAAUGUCAUCAAAACGGGCACACAGGAUCCCGAUUUGAGUGUGCGCGGUGCUGCUUUCUUUGCCCUGGGUCAGUUCUCGGAGAAUUUUCAGCCUGAUAUCAACAAAUAUUCUCCAGAAAUAUUGUCAAUGUUUUUGGAAUAUCUUCGCCAGUUGAUAGGGGAUAAGAAACGAGGAACGGUACCAAUAACCAAACAUGUGGAUCUAUUGUUUUAUGCCUUGGAAAAGUGUUGCGAAUCAAUGGACGAGAUGAUUGACCAUCACUUACCCGGGGUAAUGGAUUGCCUCUUUAAAGCCUUGAAUUCACCACACACGCUUACAUUGAGGUCCUAUUGCUUGUCGGCUCUUGCUCUUGCGGAGAUAAAAAAGACGUUGAUGGCGACGAUUUGA